Messenger RNA from Xiphophorus hellerii (green swordtail), 1680 nucleotides. RefSeq names its product mitochondrial pyruvate carrier 2b (gene mpc2b). Gene Ontology annotation, cellular component: mitochondrial inner membrane. The record is from RefSeq and is a predicted model, not a curated record. Gene Ontology annotation, biological process: pyruvate import into mitochondria. NCBI's taxonomy places the organism in Eukaryota, Metazoa, Chordata, Actinopteri, Cyprinodontiformes, Poeciliidae. The coding region runs from base 257 to 628 and encodes 123 amino acids. The transcript is spliced from 5 exons.
GAAGGUUGCGUCGAACAGAAAGUCACCUCUUCUUGUCGGUCAGGGGGAAGCUACUGACAGCUAACAGCAGCGGCUUCUACCGGGGAAAGGUCGACAGUAGGACAGUAGCAUCCUCCUCUAACCUUAAACUCCCCAGUAUCCUAUUUAAACCGCAUUAAAUAUCGUCUAGGGACAGUUCUGUGGCUGGUAAACGCAGAUAAACAACAAGCUAACAGUUUAUAGGAAGCUAGCUUCUGCAGUCGGAAUAACCCGGAUCAUGGCUGCGCUCAGAGCGUCCUACCACAGGAUUCUGGACCGGAUCGAGCACAUCCUGCCCGCCAAACUGAGACCUCUCUACAACCACCCGGCAGGUCCAAAAACAGUUUUUUUCUGGGCCCCGAUGUUUAAAUGGGGCCUGGUCAUGGCUGGUUUGGCUGACAUGACCCGACCAGCAGAGAAACUCAGCACCUCCCAGUCUGGAGUGCUGACAGCCACAGGGCUCAUCUGGUCCAGAUAUUCGCUGGUUAUUAUCCCAAAGAACUGGAACCUUUUCGCUGUGAACUUCUUCGUGGGCAGCGCAGGAGCGUCCCAGCUCUACAGGAUCUGGAACUACAAGCAGGAGCUGAAGGCUAAAGAAGCCGAGUCGUGAGGAAGUUCUCCCUGCGAUGCUGCUGACACAAAGGGAGACUUUUAUAUCAUCUCUGCACCAUUCUAUGCUGUUCCCAUGACAUCCAUGCCAUAACCACAUGUUUGCCACAUUAAGCCUGUUGUCCCUGAAGGAAAUACGCUUUUCCCCAAGUUUCACGUUUCCUCAGGGUGUUUAUAAAAAGAUAGAUUUUUUUUUUUUAACUCGUCAAUACAUGCUCAAGAACCGUGGUCAUCAACGCACAAGUACCGCUUGUUCAUCAAGUUUUAUGAUUGUACAGUGCCUGAUUUCACACGUCAUGCUUUGCAUCGUGUGCACUAGUCGGGGAAAUUUUGCGUCAUUUGUCAACUGACUUCUGUCAGAUGUAGCAAUCGGUACCUCAAGCAGAUUUCCCAAAAUUCACCUGUUGGAUCAGUGCUGAAUGUCACCAUAAAUGUAAGGAUUUAUCUUUUCAUUGGCAUAUUUAUCAUUUCAUUGGUGUCUGUUCCUCAGCAGUCAUUAAGCCUUUGAUUACAAUGGAAAGGAUUCCUUCCAUUUUAAUAGCCCAUUCAAGAACAAACCCUGAUUUAUAUAUUUAUUUUGACAGAAGUGUGUGAGAAGUUAUUCAACAUGUGCGUGCAGCUUUGCGAGUCAACGAGCAAACACUGGGACAAACUGUAACAGUUCUUUUUAGACUUCCUCGUAAAAUACUUGAUCUGGGAAAAUGUUUGGUUUUUUUUUUCAAUAAUUGACACAAUCAAACUGUAUUCAUGCAGUAACUCCCUAAUUUAGCAAUAAUUUGUGUAAUUAAUCUGCUGACUGUUCAGACAUUUAAGGGAUGGUCAUUAAAUGUAUAAAAUAUGUUGGUAAUUGCUAUGUAUUAAUAAAUCAGAUUAAUACAGCUUGGUCACCUGAGUAUUGACGAUUAACUUUGGAUAUACACUCGGAUGUGAAUGGUUUCCAAACUAAUAUAUGAAAUGUGUUAAUUAUUUUACUCAGACUACAAAUACAGAUGAAUCAUUUGUAUUUGUAUUAUUUUUGCUCCCUGCUGACAUUAAAUCAGAUCAAACGUUUAA